AUGGCGUCAAAGGACCGUCCCGCUUGGCAGCCGACACGUCGCUUUCCAAGGUCCCUGGUACCGGAUACUCGGGCUCUCGUCACCGCCCCGACCUUCGCUGCCCUAGUCUUGGCUCGCAUGCAGCCGAAUCAGUCCACGAGCAAGUCCAGCCAUCAUUUACCAGUCUGGCGGUUCAGCAGGUUUCGAAAGAGUUCUGUGCAAGCAAACGCUUGA
Ustilaginoidea virens is the source of this 213-nucleotide messenger RNA. RefSeq lists its product as uncharacterized. The record is from RefSeq and is a predicted model, not a curated record. NCBI's taxonomy places the organism in Eukaryota, Fungi, Ascomycota, Sordariomycetes, Hypocreales, Clavicipitaceae. The transcript has a single exon. The coding region runs from base 1 to 213 and encodes 70 amino acids.